CAUCAGGGCACUGAUGAUCAGUGCCCUGAUGAUUGGUGCCCAGCAGCGCCACCCACCAGCUCCACCCACCUGUGCCCAGCAGUGCAACCACCUGUGCCCAGCAGUGCCCACCAGUGCCACACAGCAGUGCCACCUACCUGGGCACAGCAGUGCCACCCACCUGUGCCCACCAGUGCCACCCACCAGUGCCACCCAUCAGUGCCCACCAUCAGUGCCGCCAGUCAGUGCCCAGCAGUGAUGCCAGUCAGUGCCACCUAUCAGUGCUGUCUAUCAGUACCCAUCAUCAGUGCCGCCUAUCCGUGACACCUCAUUAGUGCUGCCUAUCACUGCCACUUAUCCGUG
Messenger RNA from Staurois parvus, 342 nucleotides. Lineage: Eukaryota; Metazoa; Chordata; Amphibia; Anura; Ranidae. The record is from the annotation of a GenBank genome assembly.